AUGGUGAGAAUAAUAAUAAUGAGCAGCAGAGUUCUCAAAUUCUCAAAACCCAAGUUUUGGUUGGCGACGCAGAGUUCUUCAUCAAGCCGUUGCUUCAAUUCACUAGCCCAAGCCCAGUCCAUACUCACUUCCUCUCUUCGUCAUAACCUCUUAACACGGCACACUACUUUUCAAAAUCAAAGCUUUCUUGAUCAAUGGAGAAGUGUUUCUUCACAUGCUCAGAUGGCUAAUUAUUAUCAAUCUGCGACGAUUGAGUCAUUUGAUGCUUUCUGUAAAGAAGGGAAAUUUAAAGAAGCCCUUGAAGUUGUUGAGACUUUGGAGGACGAGGGAUAUGUUGUGGAUUUGCCUAGGCUUUUAGGGUUAGCUAAACUAUGUGGUGAAGCAGAGGCUUUAGAAGAAGCUAGGCUUGUUCAUGAUUUCAUCACUCCUUUAGAUGUUAGUACUUACCACACGCUGAUCGAAAUGUAUUCCGGUUGUGGAUCCACUAAUGACGCCUUGAAUCUGUUCGGCGAAAUGCCUGAGAGAAACUCAGAGACUUGGUGUGUUAUGAUGAGGUGCUUAGCGAAUAACGGAAGAGGUGAACUUGCAUUGGAUAUGUUUACGAGUUUCAAAGAGGAAGGGAACAUACCCGAUAAGGAGAUGUUCAAAGCGGUCAUCUCUGCUUGUGUUUCGUUAGGAGAUGUUAACGAAGGGUUAUUGCAUUUUGAAGCUAUGUACAGAGACUAUGGUCUCAUUCCUUCCAUGGAAGACUAUGUGAGCGUAACGGAGAUGUUGGCAGCUUGUGGUUAUUUAGAUGAGGCAGUGGAGUUUGUUGAAAGAAUGACAGUGGAACCGAGUUUCGAAGUGUGGGAGACGCUGAUGAAUCUUUGUUGGGUUCAUGGAGAUUUAGAGCUAGGAGAUAGGUUUGCUGGGUUAGCGAAGAAACUAGAUGCCACAAGAAUGAACAAAGAGUCAAAUGCAGGUCUUGUAGCAGCAAAAGCAUCAGACUCUGCAAAGGAGACACUAAAGGAAAUGCGACGUCGUCGGAUGACGAUAAAAGAGCGGAUGAAUGCUUCGCCACCUGGGUUUAAAGAAGGAGAUACUUCACAUCCAGAGAGUGACAAAAUCGUUGCUGCAUUGAGGAGUUUGAAAGCGCACAUGUUAGAUAUGGGUUUUGUCCCUGCGACUCGAGUUUGUUAUGAAACAGUGGAAGAAGAGGAAAAAGAGGAAAAACUUCUUCUUGGAUGCACCAAGCUCGCCGUAGCUUACGCAUUGCUUAAAUCACAUGCUCGGAAUACAGUAACUGUUAUGAAAAACAUCCACACCUGCGUUGAUAGCCACAAUACAUUUAAGAUGAUCUCAGUGAUCACUGGCAGAACACUUAUACAGCGAGAUGAAAAGAGAUUCCACCAUUACAGCAACGGUGUCUGCUCCUGCAGAGAUUACUGGUAAGCUCUAUGGUUCUUCAAAACCUAUCAUCUACCUCAACCUCAAAUCCUGAUUGAACUCAGCUUGGUAGAGAAGUUUCUUCAUUAAGUUUUUUUAGCAACUUUCUAGAAUGUGACUGAAUGUUUCUUUCCUAGUUCACGGUAGU
Molecule: messenger RNA, 1573 nt
Organism: Camelina sativa (false flax)
Lineage: Eukaryota; Viridiplantae; Streptophyta; Magnoliopsida; Brassicales; Brassicaceae
Source: RefSeq, a predicted model, not a curated record